GCCCAGAAGGGGUAGCAGGCCAUGGCGGCGGCUGCUGCGGCUGUGGCGGGUUGGUUGGGCUGGGUGCUUGCCGCGCUCUGUCUGGGCAGCACCGCAGGGGAGGCGGCGCCGGGCGCGGGACUACUGAGCUUCUGCACGGAGGAGGACGGCGCGCCGGGCGCGGGCUCCCUGCGCGGAAGGGCAGCGCCGGAGGCCACUUUGUGCUUGCGACUCUUCUGCUCGGGCUUGGCCAACAGCUCCUGGACCUGGGUAGCCCCCGAGGGCGCAGGCUGCCCUGAGGGCGGGCGGGCCACGGAGCCGGAGGAGGCGGCCGCCCCCACGGGCGAGUGGCGCGCGCUGCUGCGCCUGCGCGCCGAGGCCGGCCACCCGCGCUCCGCGCUGCUGGCGGUGCGCGUGGAGCCGGGUGGCGGGGCCGCGGAGGAGGCGGCGCCGCCCUGGGCGCUGGGGCUGGGGGCGGCCGGGCUGCUGGCUCUGGCGGCCGUGGCGCGCGGCCUGCAGCUGAGCGCGCUAGCACUGGCGCCGGCCGAGGUGCAGGUGCUGCGCGAGAGCGGCUCGGAGGCGGAGCGCGCGGCGGCGCGGCGCCUGGAACCCGCGCGGCGCUGGGCCGGCUGCGCCCUGGGCGCGCUGCUGCUGCUGGCCAGCCUGGCGCAGGCGGCACUGGCAGUGCUGCUGUACGGGGCGGCGGGCCAGCGCGCCGUGCCCGCAGUGCUGGGCUGCGCGGGGCUGGUGUUCCUGGUGGGUGAGGUGCUGCCGGCCGCCGUGAGCGGACGCUGGGCGCUGGCGCUGGCGCCGCGCGCGUUGGGCCUCAGCCGCCUGGCGGUGCUGCUCACCUUGCCCGUGGCGCUGCCGGUCGGGCAGCUUCUGGAGCUGGCAGCGCGGCCGGGGCGUCUGCGGGAGCGCGUGCUGGAGCUGGCGCGCGGCGGCGGCGACCCCUACAGCGACCUCAGCAAGGGGGUGCUGCGCUACCGGACCGUGGAGGAUGUGCUCACGCCGCUCGAAGACUGCUUUAUGCUGGACUCCGGCACUGUCCUGGACUUCGGCGUCCUUGCCGGCAUCAUGCAGAGCGGCCACACGCGCAUCCCAGUGUACGAGGAGGAGCGGUCCAACAUCGUGGACAUGCUGUACCUCAAAGACUUGGCCUUCGUGGACCCCGAGGACUGCACACCGCUCAGCACCAUCACCCGCUUCUACAACCAUCCACUCCACUUUGUCUUCAACGAUACCAAACUGGACGCUGUCCUGGAGGAGUUCAAGCGAGGGAAGUCCCACCUGGCCAUUGUGCAGAAGGUGAACAACGAGGGUGAGGGCGACCCCUUCUACGAGGUACUGGGCCUGGUCACCCUGGAGGAUGUCAUCGAAGAGAUCAUCAGGUCUGAGAUCCUGGAUGAGUCUGAAGACUACCCAGACACCAAGGUGAGGAAGAAGACCGUUGCCCUGGGCACCCCUCUCAAGAGAAAGGAGGAAUUCUCCUUAUUCAAGGUGUCUGAUGAUGAAUAUAAAGUAAAAAUCUCGCCUCAGCUGCUCCUGGCCACCCAGCGCUUCCUUUCCCGAGAGGUGGAUGUGUUCAGCCCAUUGCGAGUCUCUGAGAAAGUCUUGCUGCACCUGCUGAAGCAUCCCAGUGUCAACCAGGAGGUGAUGUUUGACGAGAGCAACCGCUUGGCCGCACACCAUUAUCUGUACCAGCGCAGCCAGCCAGUAGAUUACUUCAUUCUCAUUCUGCAGGGCAGGGUCGAGGUGGAAAUUGGGAAAGAGGGCCUGAAGUUCGAGAAUGGGGCCUUCACGUACUAUGGAGUGUCCGCUCUGACAGCUCCAUCUUCAGCUCACCAGUCCCCAGUGUCUUCACGCCAGCUCAUCCGCCAUGACCUGCAGCCUGAAGCAGCUGACAGUGCCCGCUCCUGCACGUACUGUCCUGACUACACUGUGAGGGCCCUGUCUGACCUGCAGCUCAUUAAGGUCACACGGCUGCAGUACCUUAAUGCACUCCUGGCUACCCGAGCCCAAAGCUUGCCUCCGUCCCCAGAGAAUGCUGAACUCCAGGCUAUCCCAGGCAGCCAAACCAGGCUCCUUGGUGACAAGUCCAGAGAGACAGCGGCCUUCCCAGUCCACCUUUCCCUCUUUGGCACACUUGGAAACUGCAGUUGAUAAAUGACUGUGGACUAGUGAGCAUUUUUUGUUUUAAGAGGACACCAAGGGUCCACCAACAGCAGACCCAGCAUCCCAGUGGAGGAGAGCCCUGGGCGGAACCCAGGAGUGUAAACUGCUUGCCAGGCAGCCCCGAGCUGGAAAAUGGCCAAGCAUUUGGGGAGCAGGGAGAGCUGAGCAGGAGCUUUAUGCCAGCCUGUCCCCACCUAUCCUGGCCACGUUUUAGAUGGCCCUUACAAGCUGUGGGUCCUGGGCCUCCUUGGUGCCAGAGCCUCCAGCCGUCCUGCUGUCCUUGAGGAGAUGGGACUGACAGAGCAGCCCCCCAGAAGCCUGUUUCCAAGGGGACAGAAGAAACAGCAUCAUCUCUAGUCCCCAGGGCCCAGCUUCCCCUGAUGCUGUAACAGCACAGUGUUUCUAUGUACCCUGAGCCCAGUGCCAUUUGGGGACAGCUACUGCCUUUACAUGGCCUUGGCCUGUGCUCAUUCUGCUUUUGACUGGCCAACCCUCUGUCACAGAUGCCACUUUCUGAGCAGACCAAGAGUGCUGGGUUCUGAUGGAAGUGUUCAAAUCUAUGGCCCUGCCUGUACUUUUUGGCUUCCCUUACAAUGCCAAAUUUUGAUUUGCGGACCCCAGUUUUUCAUGUGCCAAAUCUAAGAGCACAGCUCCCCAAUAAGUCUGUGCCCCAGUUCUGCUCCCUCCUGUGGAGGAAGCCUCUCUGAGCCUCUGCUCAAGUCAUGAGCAGGCUGGCCCGGGGUCAGCUUGCAUUUCUUCCCCAUUUUGGCACAGUGCCACCAUGGAUUUUGUUGGGUUUCUGUUUGAGGUCAUUUGUGGAAGGCCAAAGGUCGAUGUUGACUGACCCAGGGCCGUGGCCACCUGUUGGACCUGUCGUGUGCUUUUGCCCUGAGCAUCCAGGGAGGUGUGCAGCUGUAACUUAGCAGCACUCAGUGGGGAUCGGUUGUGAGCCUGCUACGUCCUUGUUGCUUGCUAAGAAGGCACGGUUUUCUCGUAUCUGAAAUGUUCAAAUUCUGUGUGCCUUUCUGUUUCUAGUGAUGUUUUAGAGACACAGGGAUGGGAAGACUCUGUCUUUCUCUUCUUGCUUACCUAUACUUUCCAGAGUUUUAGCCCUGGGACCAUAGAUUGGGGUAGGAAGGAAGGAUUUCUAGAACCUUCCUUAAAAGAAUAUGGGCCCUUGCAAUACUUGGAGGCCAAGAGAACAGUGGUACGCUUGCUAAAAAAAAUGUUCUAAAGGAAUAUGCUCUAAAAACAAACCCAGGUUAGGAACAAAUACUUUAAAUCACCUGUCUCAAACAGAAUUCUAAAUUUUGGCUGAAUCUCAGAAUCAAGUUAGAACCUUGGAUACCUAUGCUCACCUUGAACCCCCAACCCAAGGCUGUGGUCUUGAAGUAGUUUUAACUACUCCUCCUAAAAGAGUCCCCUGGGCCUUUUACCAGCUUCUCCUAAUGUUAACAUGUUAAAUAGCCUUGUCGCAUUUAUCAAAACUAAAAUGUUAACAUUGGGAGUACUCUUAACUGAGGCCUUGAUUUAGAUUUUCUUUGAUUUCUGGUAAUUGGAUUCCGGGGUAGAAUGCCAGGAUUCACUUGGAGCCAUUGCUUCUUUUGCUCUAACUUUGUCUUCUGUAGUAAUUGCAGAUUCAUAGGAAGUGGCAAAGAUGCAGAGCCCAUGCACCCCAGUGCUCCCAUCUCACAAACUCUAGUGUAGCCACCUCUAUAGACCUGAGUAACUGCUGUGGAAGACUAGCCCACUGUCCUGGCACUACCAGGGUUCCCCUGGACCGUCCCUCAGAGCCACCUGCCCCAGCCCUAAGCCCUGGGACCACUAGACUGUUCUUCAGCUCUGUCAUUUUGUCAUGUUAAGAAUGUCAUUUAAGAGGCUGUGUCAUGUGCAGCCUUUGUGAUUGACUUCAUUCAGCGGAGUGCUCCGGAAACUGUUCCAGGUCAGUGUGUCAAUGGCGUGCUCCUCCUCCUUGCCAAAUGGUAUCCCGUGGUGUAUUCAUUGUCCUGUCAGAGGACAUCUGGGUUGUUUCCAGUUUUGGGCCUUUUCAAAAUAAAGCUGCUAUGAACAUUCACAUACAAA
Molecule: messenger RNA, 4236 nt
Organism: Mastomys coucha (southern multimammate mouse)
Lineage: Eukaryota; Metazoa; Chordata; Mammalia; Rodentia; Muridae
Gene: Cnnm3
Product: cyclin and CBS domain divalent metal cation transport mediator 3
Exons: 9
Coding region: 22-2142 (706 amino acids)
Biological process (GO): transport; magnesium ion homeostasis
Cellular component (GO): plasma membrane
Molecular function (GO): transmembrane transporter activity
Source: RefSeq, a predicted model, not a curated record